This is a messenger RNA of Aedes albopictus (Asian tiger mosquito), 2066 nucleotides long. RefSeq lists its product as uncharacterized. The coding region runs from base 54 to 791 and encodes 245 amino acids. The record is from RefSeq and is a predicted model, not a curated record. NCBI's taxonomy places the organism in Eukaryota, Metazoa, Arthropoda, Insecta, Diptera, Culicidae. The transcript is spliced from 2 exons. Gene Ontology annotation, molecular function: nucleic acid binding.
UCCUAGCAGCGCUGAAGCGGUUCGCAGCUCGUCGCGGCAAGCCCCAAUUGAUAAUGUGCGAUAACGCAACGACCUUCGUCGGAGCGAAACGGGAGCUAACCGAGCUGCAUCGACUGUUUCACGACCAGAAGUUCCAAGAGCAACUUAUCAAGGACACCAGUUCCGAUGGCAUCGAGUUCCGAUUCAUCCCUCCCCGCACGCCAAACUUCGGCGGCCUCUGGGAGGCGCAGGUCAAGUCCUUUAAAGGGCACUUCAAGAAGGCUGUUGGAACCAAGGUUUUGAAGGUGGACGAAAUGUUGACUGCACUGGCGCAGAUCGAAGCGGUCCUCAACUCACGUCCACUAACCCCAAUCAGCAGUGAUCCCAGCGAUUUCGAGGCUCUAACUCCAGGGCACUUCCUGGUUCAGCGACCACUAACUGCCAUCCCGGAGCCUGAUUUGCAGGAUCUUCCCACCAAUCGCCUGUCGAAGUGGGAAACUGCUCAGCAGGUGUCACAGCAGGUCUGGAGCAGGUGGUCCACACAAUACCUCUCGGAUCUCCACAACCGCACCAAGUGGACCAAACAGCGGAACAAUAUUCGUAUCGGCACGAUGGUCCUGCUCAAGGACGAGAAUGCCCCUCCUCUGAAGUGGCACUUAGGCAGGGUCGUCAAGGUGUUCGAAGGGUCGGACGGCAACAUUCGUGUCGUCACGGUCCGCACUAAAGACGGAUGCUUCGAUCGAGGAAUCUCGAAGGUCUGUCCUCUUCCUAUCCGAGACAACGAAGAGAGCCCUCAACUCUCACCCGCAUAAGUCACUCGCCGAGUGCACACCGGUGUUACGGCACCAUCCAAGUUUUUCUAAUCGUCUCAAGAGCAAACAAGGUCAACACCACAGCGUUCGCUACCGUCUCUCAUCCGGAGGAAUCCAUGGUAACCCCUCCAACAGCCGUCGUCAACCGUUUGGCAGUGAGCUUGGCCAGCUCGCAUUGCCGAUCAGCGAAUCGAUGGCACGAAGUUACGAAGUCAAAGAAGAGUGGUCAUCCGACCGCAGAAGCACCUACGCCCGGCAGAGACUACCACCCAGGUUUACACUCUACGGAGGAUCCUCAGGCGCCGUUCUUGCCUGGGUAGGUAAGUUGUUCCGGUUUUCAAAUUUCUACGCACAACCACUACAUCCAAUCCUUUUCGAGGAAACCACCAACCAAACCAUCACCAAACGCACCACCACUACGAAGUACCGGAAGCAGCAAGGAAGUAAGCCAGCCAUCAACCGAUGGAGUGGCGCAAGGUCGUACCAGACGAUGACCCCGACCGAUCCAAAACGAAGCACCGUGAAGCCCAUUGAAGUCACUCCGAAGUCCCCGAAUCCAGUCAAGCCACCGUAGAAGAAGAAGAAGAAGCCAUCCCGUUGUGCACCCGGCACGGCAUUCCUGGAGAUAGCCCCACACUAGGAAGCGCACGUGAGCCCGAAGUCAACGUGUAUCGGCGCCGGAGGCGCAUAGACGUAGCAGUCCAUCAGCAGUUCCCCUCCGCACGCACCCGCGUGGCGAUGUCCCGUCGGCAAGGGUCGGCGAAGUUCAUCCGUAGCAGCAACAGAAGCAAAGUGAAUUCCAAAACAUGUUCCAAUAUUGUUAGAUGUAAGCAAGUGAAGAUCAGUAGAAGUAGAAAUUCGAAUGAAAUUUGUAAUAAGCUCUUGUUUGAAACCCGUCUGGUUUCAAGGCGGCCGGCAUGUUCGGUCCGAGAUUGUGAACCACUGGUUCUGGUCUCUUUAGAUCGCUUUCAUCUAACUCAUGAGAAGAGUAAUACCUCUCGCUUCUCGAGAGCAACCCCGAAGUCGGGCAAGAUCACUUUGUACGAAGUUUAAAUAAAUUAGUAUGCACCCAUUCGUCAAACGUAUAACACGCGUUGUGUAUUCGGUCCGGUCCGGUCCGGCAAUAAAGUCUAGUGCCCACAACGCGAGUGUUUUUAUUUCCACCGUUGAAGAAAGGUCGAUGGACGAAGGCAGAGGUCAAGGACCUCUGAAGUGACCCGCGUUUGGACGGACUAGUUUCUACAGUCCACUUUAUAAGGUCCGUGCCAAAACACA